UGGGAAAGAGACACACAAAAGGUGAGCAAGCAGUUUUCAAAGGAUGCUUUCAACUCUCUGGCCGGUCCGUGUGUGUUUUCCUCUACAAAGUGUUUCCAAUUACUGUGGCACUCUCGGUAUCUGGAUCCAUCUCCAGUGAAUUCCUCUGCAGCUCCUGCCAGACAUAUGGGAUCAAUCAGGGCUUCGGCGCUGGUGCGCUUGCUGCGGGAAUGUUGACAGCCUGACAGACGCGGGGUUCUGGUGUCAUGGAAUCUCCGAGACUUUGGCUGGAUCCCGGGAGGAGAAUGAGAGGGGGAGGAGAGAGAUAGAGGCAGAGAUAGAGGAAGGAGAGAGGAGAGGGGAGCGGGAAAGACAGAGGAGGAAGAGAGGGAGAAGGAGGGACGCGGGAGAUUUUUCUUGACUGCCCCCUUUCCUUCAAACAUUUUAUAGGCUUCGGGGAGAGAGGAAGGAGGAGAGGGGGAAGAAAAAGGGCGAGAGCGCGACGGGUAGAGAGCGCGCGCCGUUCCCUGCGAGCCCCCGAGGCGCCGGAGCCCACCCGUAGUCCCCCGGCUGGGAUCAGGGGGCGCCGAGGCUCCGGCCGCCGCCCCGCGCCCGCGCCGCGCACGCCCCUCCGCGAGCCGGGCGGCCGAGCGUCUCUCCGCGCCGGGGCCGACGCCCGCGCUCCGGGCCGGCCGCUCCGUCUCCAGCGCAAUGUGGCCGCGCCUGGCCUUUUGUUGCUGGGGUCUGGCGUUCGUCUCGGGCUGGGCGACCUUUCAGCAGAUGUCCCCGUCGCGCAAUUUCAGCUUCCGCCUCUUCCCCGAGGCCGCGCCCGGGGCCCCGGGGCUGCUGCCCGCGCCGCCCGCGCCCGGCGAGGACGCGGCCGAGAGCAAAGUGGAGCGGCUGGGCCAGGCGUUCCGGCGGCGCGUGCGGCGGCUGCGGGAGCUCAGCGAGCGCCUGGAGCUCGUCUUCCUGGUGGACGAGUCGUCCAGCGUGGGCCAAGCCAACUUCCUCAGCGAGCUCAAGUUCGUCCGCAAGCUGCUUUCCGACUUCCCCGUGGUGCCCACGGCCACGCGCGUGGCCAUCGUGACCUUCUCGUCCAAGAACAACGUGGUGCCGCGCGUCGAUUACAUCUCCCACCGCCGCGCGCACCAGCACAAGUGCGCGCUGCUCAGCCGCGAGAUCCCGGCCAUCACCUACCGUGGCGGCGGCACCUACACCAAGGGCGCCUUCCAGCAAGCCGCGCAAAUUCUUCGUCACUCUAGAGAAAACUCAACAAAAGUUAUAUUCCUCAUUACUGAUGGAUAUUCCAAUGGGGGAGAUCCCAGGCCAAUUGCAGCAUCUCUGCGAGAUUUUGGAGUGGAGAUCUUCACUUUUGGCAUAUGGCAAGGGAACAUUCGAGAACUGAAUGACAUGGCUUCCACCCCAAAGGAGGAGCACUGCUACCUGCUGCACAGUUUUGAAGAAUUUGAGGCUUUAGCGCGCCGGGCAUUGCAUGAAGAUCUGCCUUCUGGGAGUUUUAUUCAAGAGGAUAUGUCUCAUUGCUCCUAUCUGUGUGAAGCCGGCAAAGACUGCUGUGACCGAAUGGCGAGCUGCAAAUGUGGGACACACACGGGGCAGUUCGAGUGCAUCUGUGAAAAGGGCUAUUAUGGGGAAGGUCUGCAGUACGAAUGCACAGCUUGCCCAUCAGGGACAUACAAACCAGAAGGUUCUCCAGGAGGAAUCAGCACUUGCCUUCCGUGUCCUGAUGAAAAUCACACCUCUCCACCUGGAAGUACGUCCCUGGAAGACUGUGUCUGCAAGGAGGGAUAUCGGGCAUCCGGCCAGACCUGUGAAGUUGUCCACUGCCCUGCCCUGAGGCCUCCCGAAAACGGUUACUUUGUCCAGAACACUUGCAACAACCACUUCAAUGCAGCCUGUGGGGUCCGAUGUAACCCUGGAUUUGACCUCGUGGGAAGCAGCAUCCUUCUGUGUCUACCCAAUGGUUUGUGGUCCGGUUCAGAGAGCUCCUGCAGAGUACGAACAUGCCCCCAUCUUCGCCAACCCAAACAUGGCCGCAUCAGCUGUUCUACCAAGGAAAUGUCCUACAAGACAGUGUGUUUGGUUACCUGUGAUGAAGGGUACAGACUAGAAGGAAGUGCUAAGCUUACUUGUCAAGCUAACACCCAGUGGGAUGGUCUAGAACCUCGGUGUGUGGAGCGCCACUGCCCCACGUUUCAGAAGCCCAAAGGUGUCAUCAUCUUCCCGGCCAGCUGUGGCAAGCAGCCUGCCAGACCUGGGACGAUUUGUCAACUGAGUUGCCGCAGAGGAUUCAUCUUAUCAGGCGUCAGAGAAGAAGUGAGAUGUACCACCUCUGGAAAGUGGAGUGCCAGAGUUCAGACAGCUGUUUGUAAAGAUGUGGAGGCCCCUCAGAUCAGCUGUCCCAAGGACAUAGAGGCGAAGACCCAGGAACAGCAAGACUCCGCCAAUAUCACUUGGCAAAUCCCCACAGCUAACGACAACUCUGGGGAAAAGGUAUCCAUCCAUGUUCAUCCAGCUUUCACCCCACCUUACCUCUUCCCAAUUGGAGAUGUUGCUAUCACCUAUACAGCCGUUGACCUAUCCAGCAACCAAGCCAGCUGCACUUUCCACGUCAAGGUUGUCGGUAAGUCACAAAAUUGCUUGAGUAGGAUUGCGAAAAUAACCCAGUAGUCCAAGGGCUUGGCUUCUCCUUUAUCUUCAACAACUCCCUCCCCCCGAUUCUCCCGGCUGGCUUUGAAACCUGCCCAUGCCACUCCCUCUUUGAAACCUACAUCCUCUUUAACCAUUGCUGCCUCUCUUUGAUUUCUUCCAAUAUGAGCCUUUGGAAAAGUUCCCAGUAAUUGUCAUCUGUUUUGUCUCCACGGCCAUUUAUAUUCAAAGUCACUCAAGUGACUCUCGUCCCCUUCACUCACAUACAAACUACUUUCAUCAGAGGCAUCACUGGUCUCUAGAGUUAUUUCUACUGCACACUUUUUUGUUCUUAUAUUACAUAAUCUUUCCUUAGAUUUUAUCACCUUAGAUUUUAUUAACCACACACUCCUUAUCGAAACUGUCUCCUUCCCUAGCUUAUCUGACAACAAUCUGUCUUGGUUCCACAACCUGUUUUUCUCAUUUCUCCUUCUUUAUCUCUUUCCUACAUGGCUUCUCUUCCUCAGACCGGCUCUCAAAUGUGGAUCAUCCCCAAGGUUCCAGCCUUAGCCUUCUUUUCUUUCUUUCUGUCUCUCUCUCUCUCUCUCUCUCUCUCUCUCUCUCUCUCUCUCGUUUUUCUGGUGAUUUUGUUAACUGACAACUUCCAGAAUUCAAUCUGAAGCUUAGAUCUAUUUUCUGAAAUUCAAACCAAUAUAUAGAACUGCCUAUUCAACAUUCCCAGGUAAAUGUCUUACAGGCAUUUCAGACUCACCCAAACCUAGUAUAUUUCUUAGCUCAGAAUGGCACAACCAACCGCCUACCUACCAUGCAAAAAUCUGGAAGUCAUCCCUAACUCCUCUCCUUCCAUCACCAACAUUCAAUUAUUUCUCAAGUUCUUCUGGUUUCAUCUACAUAUUGUUUCGGAAAUCUGCCCCAGUCUCUUCACCCUCACAACCACUGCUGUAGAUCAGUCCUAAUUUUGGAUGGGGUGCUGGUUUAUUUCUUAGUCUUCCAAUUGCUCUUUGUACUUUCAAUCAAGUCAGUAGAUAUUCAAUAGGUACCAGGUACCCACCACCAAGAAGUAAUAUGUGGAGAAAUAGGAUAUGUAGCAGCCUGUAGUGGUCAAGAGCACAGACUCUGAACCCAAUCUGCUUCAUCCAAAAGUAGAGUAUAGGGUUAUUGUAAGGCUUUUAAUUAGUUAAAAUAUAUAAACCACUCGAACUAGUGCCUAACUCACAUUAAGUUCUGUGUAAACAUAUUGACAUUUAGCAAUAUUCACC
Molecule: messenger RNA, 3905 nt
Organism: Panthera uncia (snow leopard)
Lineage: Eukaryota; Metazoa; Chordata; Mammalia; Carnivora; Felidae
Gene: SVEP1
Product: sushi, von Willebrand factor type A, EGF and pentraxin domain containing 1
Exons: 9
Coding region: 691-2667 (658 amino acids)
Biological process (GO): negative regulation of complement activation, classical pathway
Source: RefSeq, a predicted model, not a curated record